GGCUUUAUUGCCUUUUUUCGGUUGGCGCUUUUUCCCCUUCGAAAGGGAAAUAAAGCCCGAGGGCUUUCUUUCCUUUUUUAAGGAAAUAAAGUCCGUGGGCGUUGUAUAUGCUAUCGAAGGUGGCAUUGUCAAACGCGCCCUCAAUGUUUACAAAAAUGCCCAAGGCGAACUUCUUCUUCUGGAUGGCAUUUCUAAUUCUGGCAAGAAAAUUUUGCAAGCCGUGAUGAGAGCGCCUCCUUAUGAAUUUGCAACUCUACUAAUCAUUCCAGACAUUUUAGCAUGAUGUUAAGCUAAUAGGCCUAUAGCUUCUAGGGUUACGAAAAUAACGCUUUAGUUAGGUUAUUAAAGAGCGCAAUGCGGACACAAAGCCAUAAUCAGAGCAGAUAGACGUACCACUGAAAAUCUGGAAUAGCUCCCGUAAUGAUUGUUGGAAAUAUAAAACCGCAAUAUGUUAAUAAAAGAUAAUAAUUUUAGGUGCCGCGCCAUGCCGGUUCUGCUGGUAAGAGCUGAUUUUUACGGAAGAUAUUGGAAGACAAAGUUCGGGUAUUCGAUGAUUUCCGUUAAGAACACCCUAAAUUUACAUACAUGUUUACUUAUAGGCGAUAUACACGGUGCAUCUCAUUCGCGAAUCCAUUUGGAUAUGUUAGUGAAAAUAAAUAUGACAUAACUAGGAAUGACUCAACUUUGUGUAGACGAGUGCGAUACAACACGUACACAGAUGACUCGCGAGUUAGACGCACCGUCUAUGGCGCCCACAACGUUUCUGUCGUUAAAUUUUCACUACAUAUCAAUCAUAUUCUAUUUGUUACUAGAAAUUCUCAGUCAUGGAAAUUCUUUUGACACCAACUUAUGUAUUUAUUUAUUAAAAAAUUACUACUUCUUAAUUUUCAAUGUGUCUAACAAAAUCUAAACAUAGUGAUACAAGCAUCGAUGGCAGUCUUUCUAGCCAAGUCAGUGAAGCUUUUCUCGAGAAGUAUAGAUUUAGAAGAGAUUCGGGCUCCAAAAUAGCAUCGGAACCGAACUUUCUCAUUAUCGGCGCUGGCGCUGCUGGCCUUGCGUGCGCUGUGUCACUGCUUAAAAAAGGUUUCCGGUAUGUGACUAUCAUCGAGGCGGAGAAUCGAAUCGGUGGACGUAUUUUUACAAAGUCAUUUGGCCACAAUACCAUCGAUUUAGGCGCACAAUGGUGCCAUGGUGAAAAGGGUAAUAUUGUUUACCAAACAGUUAGUGGUAAAGUAACGCUGGGCUCUUCGACUCACAUCUACACAAAGUUCGAUUGCAUUCGCUCGGAUGGUGAGUUAUUGCCAAAUGAUGUAGUUCAAAAGCUUAAAACUUUGCUGGUACAAAUCUUUGCAAAGCGCCAUCAGGAGCUGCCUUCAUUUAAAGGUACAUUUGGCGAGUAUUUAAGCAAGAAUUUCUAUGAAAUGAUAACGAGUAAAGAAUACGAAGACAUUAGUCGCGCCGUUGCACGAGAAUUCUUCGAGAAUUUCAUAAAAAUCGAGCGGUCUGAGACAGCUGCAGGAGUUGAGGAAAUGUCCGCACAGGGUUUUGAAAAUUACAUUCCAUGUGAUGGUGAUUAUUUAUUGCAUUUCGAUAAUGGAUUUCUAGAGUACCUACGUAUUCUUUUGGAAGCUGAUGAAUUUGGUAACGAUUUGGGGCUGCUAGAGGAUAAAAUUAUUUUCGGCAUACGCGUGAAAGAGGUCACAUGGAACCGUGCCGAUUUCAAAGCGCAGGUUACUUGUGAGAACACCUCAGCUGUAUUUCUGGUAGACCAUGUCAUAGUGACAGUCUCAUUGGGCGUACUAAAACGAAAUGCAGCGCAAUUGUUCAACCCAGAGUUGCCGAUAUCUAAACAGCGUGCAAUCGAAGGCAUAGGCUAUGGCAGCAUUAUGAAAUUAUUUCUGGAGUUUCCAACGCCAUUCUGGAACAGUAAAUGGAUGGGCCUAGCCAUGCUUUGGCGUGAAGAAGAUCUUUUGGAGUUACGCGAAAGCGCACGCGCCUGGCUGGAAAAUAUCUAUGGCUUUUAUAGGGUUGCAAAUCAACCCUGCGUAAUAGUUGGCUGGCUAGUUGGCUCCCAAAUUCCUCAGGUAGAAACAAUGCCAGAUAUCGAGGUUAAGGAAGGAUGUAUGUAUUUGUUGAGGCGUUUCUUGCCGCAAUGCAAUAUACCGGAUCCAAUAGAUUUUAUCAAAUCUGUUUGGGAUACUAAUCCAAAUUUUUAUGGCACAAGCUCGUUUCGUUCACUGAAGACAGAAGAGCUGUGCACAGGUGCAGUUGAGUUAGCGCAACCCAUAACCGUACUCGCCGAAGCGCCUAACUUUCUCGUUGAAACGCAUCUGCAAGGAGGUCUGGCCGUUAAGCCGGUAAUACUGUUUGCUGGCGAAGCUACACAUGAAACUCAUUUCGGUACGGUGCAUGGUGCGGUAGAGAGUGGUAUACGAGAGGCUAAACGUCUGGAAGGUUACUACACAGUAGAUCUGUAGAGAAAAUUGUGCAAAUUUAAAUGUAUACGAAAACUCAAAUAUAUUUUGCAAAAAUAACAAACUAUCUACACAAACGCAAAGCU
Molecule: messenger RNA, 2560 nt
Organism: Rhagoletis zephyria (snowberry fruit fly)
Lineage: Eukaryota; Metazoa; Arthropoda; Insecta; Diptera; Tephritidae
Product: spermine oxidase-like
Molecular function (GO): polyamine oxidase activity
Source: RefSeq, a predicted model, not a curated record